AUCUGCACCGCAACCAUGGCCACUUCCGCCGCCACCGCCACAACUGACGCAGUGCCACGCCAGCUGUCACAGAAGGAGCAGGACAUCCAGAUGAUGCUUGCUGCUGAGGUCCACCUCGGAACCAAAAAUUGUGACUUCCAGAUGGAAUGCUACGUCUUCAAACGCCGAAAUGAUGUUAUUUACAUAAUUAACCUUGGUAAGACAUGGGAGAAGCUCCAACUUGUUGCUAGGAUUAUUGUUGCUAUCGAGAACCCGCAGGACAUCAUUGUUCAGUCUGCUAGGCCAUAUGGUCAGAGAAUUGUCCUUAAGUUUGCACAAUACACUGGUGCGAAUGCAAUUGCUGGAAGGCACACUCCUGGAACAUUCACUAAUCAAAAGCAAACAUCCUAUAACGAGCCUCGUCUACUCAUUCUGACUGAUCCAAGGACUGAUCAUCAGCCCAUUAAGGAAGGUGCUCUUGGAAAUAUUCCGACCAUUGCCUUCUGUGACACCGAUUCUCCGAUGCGCUAUGUUGAUGUUACCAUUCCUGCCAAUAACAAGGGGAAGCACAGUAUUGAUUGUCUGUUUUGGUUAUUAGCAAGGAUGGCUCUACAUAUGAGGGGUACUAUUCGUCCGGGGCUUAAGUGGGACGUGAUGGUGGAUUUAUUCUUCUAUAGAGAACCUGAAGAGGCCAAGCAACAAGAGGAGGAGGGAUUACCAGCUGCCCCAAAAUAUGCCAUUCAAGAUUUUGGUGCUGCUGGCAUUGCCGGCUUCCCCGCAGCUGAUGGGGAAUGGGGGGCUGUUACAGCUGAACAAUCCUGGACUGAACCGGUUCCUCAGCAACCCAUUGCAGCUGCUCCUACUAACUGGGCCCCAGACGCCGCUGCAGGUUAUUGGGAACCAGUUCCAGCUCCACAGGCAUCCGUUCCUGCACCUGGAGGUGUUGCUCCCCCUGGCUGGGACUAGGCAUCGAGUUUGGAAUUUUGUUUCUAUGUUUUCUUUGCUUCAUGAGCAAUUUUUCUUCUGGGAUUAUUUCUUUAGGAAACAUACAUAUUUAGUAUUUUGUAGUCUUGGUAUUGAGUUUUAAAAUUUUGUUGACGUAUCGAUGGAAGCUUGUUUAGUUUCAACAAUUUAAGAGGAUUCGUAAUGGAAGUUUGAGCAGUUAAUUGACAACGACAUGCUACUUUUUGCAUGGCAAA
Molecule: messenger RNA, 1178 nt
Organism: Arachis duranensis
Lineage: Eukaryota; Viridiplantae; Streptophyta; Magnoliopsida; Fabales; Fabaceae
Product: 40S ribosomal protein SA-like
Exons: 5
Coding region: 16-945 (309 amino acids)
Biological process (GO): cytoplasmic translation; ribosomal small subunit assembly
Cellular component (GO): cytosolic small ribosomal subunit; ribosome; 90S preribosome
Molecular function (GO): structural constituent of ribosome
Source: RefSeq, a predicted model, not a curated record